Molecule: messenger RNA, 1050 nt
Organism: Hemicordylus capensis (graceful crag lizard)
Lineage: Eukaryota; Metazoa; Chordata; Lepidosauria; Squamata; Cordylidae
Gene: PMCH
Product: pro-melanin concentrating hormone
Exons: 3
Coding region: 1-489 (162 amino acids)
Biological process (GO): behavior; chemical synaptic transmission
Molecular function (GO): type 1 melanin-concentrating hormone receptor binding; melanin-concentrating hormone activity
Source: RefSeq, a predicted model, not a curated record
AUGUUGAUCUCAUUCUAUGCAUUAAUACUAAUUUUCUCUCUUUUUUCUCAAGGUUUCUUAUUUUCUGUUUCAAAGUCUUUGCGAAAAGCAGAAGAUGAUGUGCUACUAAGUACAUUCCGUCUUGGAAAAGUAAUCCAGAAUGGUGGAAAAGCUGAAGAGUCACGGCCUGCAUCUUCUUUUGAGCAUUACAAAACUGAGGAUAGUAAUUUUCUGGAUGAAGGGGAAGAUGGAACCUCCAAAUUCUCUAAUAUAGGUUCUAAACAGCAUGUCAUAAGCCGUGGCCAGGCACUGAAGCAGAUUCCUUAUUUUGCACUGGAAAGACCAAUGGUUUUUCCAGCUGAUGCUGAAGUACAAAGUAUUGAAUCAAUACAGGAAAGGAGAGAGACCGGAAAUGAAGAAGACUCAGCUAAGUUACCUGUUGGAAGAAGAGAUUUUGACAUGCUCAGGUGCAUGCUGGGAAGAGUUUAUCGUCCUUGUUGGCAAGUCUGAAACGCUGCACAAUCCAUCACUUGGAAGAGACAAAACCAUUUUCUUGACAAUUAAUUGAAGUAGUAGCUGUGGUUUAACUAUUGCUGUACAUGUCUGUAAAUAUUUGUUUUCUCAGAACACAUGAUCAAACAACUGUAAGAAUUAUAUCACAUUAUUAAAACUGAGAAUUCUGCAAAGCUUGUUGAUCUCUGUCCAAAUGUUAUAUAUACAUAUUAAUUUUGCAUAAUAUUCAUAGUCACAAUGAAGACAAGAUACCAUCUUAGCUGCUGCCUUCUUUCGGAGCUUACAGAGACACUGAUGUUUGCAAUGAGUAUUAAAAGGAUAACUUUUACAGCCUAAAGAAAUGAGUUAGCUUUGCCUGACCAGCAAUCAGUUUAUUUUUGACUGCAGUCUUGCUCUGUUUUCUAGAUACUUCUUUUUUGCUGUCCAAACUGUUCUGGAAUUUCAUUGCACUCUUUGGUCUCUUACUAUGUAUGUGUUGAAGUGAUUCAUUUUCAUUAAUACAGAUGACAUUUUCACUAGUUCUAUCCACCUGCUUCCUCUUUGAGCUCUUGUUUCUUG